Sciurus carolinensis (gray squirrel) is the source of this 436-nucleotide messenger RNA. RefSeq names its product adipogenesis regulatory factor (gene Adirf). The transcript has 3 exons. The record is from RefSeq and is a predicted model, not a curated record. Bases 96 to 326 code for a protein of 76 amino acids. Gene Ontology annotation, cellular component: nucleus. NCBI's taxonomy places the organism in Eukaryota, Metazoa, Chordata, Mammalia, Rodentia, Sciuridae. Gene Ontology annotation, biological process: positive regulation of fat cell differentiation.
AAAACCCAAGCUUGCGCUCCAGUCUUCACAGUGGUGAGCAAGCUGCAGCGGUCUGUCUCUGACGGUCUUGACUAUCCCGCAUACCACUGGAAGCUAUGGCCAGCAAGGGUUUUAAGGACCUGAAGCAGCAGGCGGAAGGGACCGCCCAGGACGCAGUGACAGCCGCCGGUGCAGCAGGGCAGCAUGUGCUGAAUCAGGCCACAGAGGCUGGACAGAAAGCCAUGGACAAUCUCGGCAAGUCUACCCAGGAAGCCAUCGACAAAGCUGCUAACCAGGCCUCUGACAGCGUCUCUGGUCUAGGGAAGAAAUUUGGCCUUCAGAAAUGACUGAAGACAUGGGCACUUCCCUCCAGGUCCUGUUCAGCAGAAGUGGUCCCUAAGCUCUGUUCAGCAGCUACCUCCUUGGUCUGCCCUUCAUUAAAGCUCAUAUGAUUCUA